Molecule: messenger RNA, 495 nt
Organism: Aspergillus alliaceus
Lineage: Eukaryota; Fungi; Ascomycota; Eurotiomycetes; Eurotiales; Aspergillaceae
Exons: 2
Coding region: 31-288 (85 amino acids)
Source: RefSeq, a predicted model, not a curated record
CAAAAAACAGAUCGGCGCAAAAGAAGCCUAAUGAAUAAAGCGUACCAAUAUGGCAGGAUAUGUGAUGCCGAUGUAUUUGUCGGAAUCAGAUUACGAAAAUCGGGCCGAAUGUUUACCUUCGCUGACACCAAGGGAUUCUGGUCUUCUUUUGUCUCGCAACUCGCUUUGUAUUAUCCAACACCAGUCCAUCAAACCGAAAAGAACUUCGAAAUAAUCCAUGAAAAAGGGGAGGAUACUAAUUCAGACGGCCCAAAAGAGGCUAUUACGGAAAGGAAAAUAGAGCAUUAGUUGGGCAAGGGUCAUCGAAAGGACCUAUCUGACUAAGCCGCAGCAAAGGAUUUUGCUUUCUAUGCAUGUGUUAGAUGGGAAAUUUGCAAUAGAGUGUAGAGAAUCCAUGUGGAGUGGGCAAUACACCUGUACAAUAGCAAUACCCAUAUUGCUAGUGUAUAUCCACAAAUCAAUUGUGUCAAGAAUGAUAAAUCACCUAUUUUGUUC